AUGCUUUCUUCUCCUUUUUCUUUUACCUGCCCCCAUUCUUUCUUUCUUUCUUUCUUUCUUUCUUUCUUUUCUAGUGCCUCUCUUUCCCUUGUUUUUUCCUGCCAUAUGCUUUUCUUCUCCCUUUUCUUUGGCCUGACCCAUUCUUUCUUUCUUUCUUUUCUUUUCUUUCUUUCUUUCUUUUCUAGAGUGCCUCUCUUUCCCUUGUUUUCCUGCACAUAUGCUUUUCUUCUCCCUUUCUUUGGCCUGACCCAUUCAUUCUUUCUUCUUUCUUUCUUUCUUUCUUUCUUUCUUUCUUUAACAAGUGCCUCUCUUUCCCUUGUUUUUCCUGCAUAUGCUUUCUUCUCCCUUUCUUUUGGCCUGACCCAUUCAUUCUUUCUUCUUUCUUUCUUUCUUUCUUUCUUUCUUUCACAAGUGCCUCUCUUUCUCUUGUUUUUCCCGCACCAUAUGCUUUCUUCUCCUUUUCAUUUGCCAGUCCCAUUCUUUCUUUCUUUCUUUCUUUCACAUGUGCCUCUCUUUCUCUUAUUCUUCCCGCACCAUAUGCUUUCUUCUCCUUUUCUUUUGCCAGUCCCAUUCUUUCUUUCUUUCUUUCUUUCUUUCUUUCUUUCAUAUGCCUCUCUUUCUCUUAUUCUUCCCACCAUAUAUUUUUCUUCUCUUUUUCUUUUGCCAGUCCCAUUCUUUUCUUUCUUUCUUUUCUUUCUUUCACAUUCCCAUUCUUUCUUUCUUUCUUUCUUUCUUUCACAAGUGCCUCUCUUUCUCUUAUUCUUCCCGCACCAUAUGCUUUCUUCUCCUUUUCUUUUGCCUGCCCCAUUCUUUCUUUCUUUCUUUCUUUCUUUCACAAGUGCCUCUCUUUCCCUUGUUUUUCCCGCACCAUAUGCUUUCUUCUCCUUUUCUUUUGCCAGCCCCAUUUUUUCUUUCUUUCUUUCUUUCUUUCUUUCUUUCUUUUUCAAGUGCCUCUCUUUCCUUGUUUUUUCCUGCACCAUAUGCUUUCUUCUCCUUUUCUUUUACCUGCCCAGUUUUUUCUUUCUUUCUUUCUUUCUUUCUUUCUUUCUUUCUUUCUUUUCUAGUGCCUCUCUUUCCCUUGUUUUCCUGCACCACUUUUUUCUUCUCCCUUUCUUUGGCUUGGCCCAUUCUUUCUUUCUUUUCUUUCUUUCUUUCUUUCUUUCUUUCUUUCUUUCUUUCACAUGUGCCUCUUUCCCUUGUUUUUCCUGCACCAUAUGCUUUCUUCUCCUUUUCUUUUGCCUGCCCCAUUCUUUCUUUCUUUCUUUCUUUCUUUCUUUCUUUCUUUCUUUCUUUUCUUUUCUUUCUAAGUGCCUCUCUUUCCUUGUUUUCCUGCACCAUAUGCUUUCUUCUCCCUUUUCUUUGGCUUGCCCAUUCUUUCUUUCUUUCUUUCUUUCUUUCUUUCUUUCUUUUCUUUCCUGA
Messenger RNA from Acanthosepion pharaonis, 1419 nucleotides. The record is from the annotation of a GenBank genome assembly. NCBI's taxonomy places the organism in Eukaryota, Metazoa, Mollusca, Cephalopoda, Sepiida, Sepiidae.